Molecule: messenger RNA, 1902 nt
Organism: Cercospora beticola
Lineage: Eukaryota; Fungi; Ascomycota; Dothideomycetes; Mycosphaerellales; Mycosphaerellaceae
Biological process (GO): regulation of DNA-templated transcription
Source: RefSeq, a predicted model, not a curated record
AUGGCCGAAAUCAUCGGUACAGCUGCCAGCGUAAUUCAAGUCGCCGAAGCAGGCUUCUCUCUUGCGACGACACUGUACAACUACUCCAAGUCCGUUAAAAGCGCAGAAAAAGAUAUCAAGAAAAUCGCCAGAGAUGUGAAGCUUACAGCGAAGGUCUUGCAGCGAACGCACGAGCAGCUGAAGGCUGAUGUCUUAGGGAAGAGCUGUACUCACGAAGCUAUCCAUGACCUCGAAGAGGUUCUGGAUGGAUGUAGAGAGGCUUUCCAGGAAGUCGAUGAUGCGUUGAUGAAAUCAAUGAGACCUGGAGCAAAUGGAAAAUUUACAAUGUCCAUGACGGAAAAGCUGAAGUGGCCUCUACGAAGCAGCAAAUUGGAGGUACUUCGAGCAAACUUAGAGAAACUGAAGAGUACACUCCUGCUUAUGCUGAGUGUGCUCGCAUAUGGUGCCAAAGCUUCUCAAGCGGCAGUGGCCGCCAGUAUGAAAGUUCAAGUGGAGCUCACGCUAGACAAACUGCAAGUCGAGAGUUUGAUUGAAGCGAAAAAUGGUGCUGAAGAGAGGUACGAGGAGUUGAGAAGGAAGUUUGAGGAGUUGGAAAUGAAAGCUGGCGCAAAUGCCCGCGAAACUGAUGACAUUGAAGCGACAGCUGAAGGAGCAAGUGCGAACAUUGCAGUAGCUCUGCCUGGCGCCGACGCUCCUCACAACGAGAUGGACCCCACAGAAAUCACCAACCCCAGCGACAGCCUGGCAACCGCACUACAACGUUGCGCCACAACAGUCAGCUUUUUAGCAAUCUGCAUCGACUCUUCAGCCGAGAAAUGGCGGACCACGCGGUCUUUUCACCCUCAGUCCAUCAAUUUCAAUCUCCACGAAGCCGUCGAAGCGAUCCGCGAACUCAACGAUGAAGCUGCUUCGCAGACCAACAAGUUACACAAAUCUCGAGAGUUGCGAUCCAAACCACGUCAUCCUGCUCAGAGCCGCGAAACAUCGCAGCGAAACAGGGAAACAGACUCUCAUCUCUCAGAAACGUGCAGAGCUCAAAGUCAUGAGCUACGCCGUAUUCCCUUCGAUACUCGUCUCGCAAGGCCGGCCCAAGAUCCCGCGCUAACCGAAUGGCACACACAGCCAUUCAAUCCAGCAAUCUGGACAAGCCCGAAGGAAAAUUUGGAUUAUCCCGAUUUUAGUCCUCAGCCGUCGCGAACUCCUCGAGAACCUUUCGAUCUGCUAACCACAACAUAUGAAGCCCAUACCAGACCCUUGACCUCUCAUAUUUCUCCUGUGCGAGAGAGUGAGCUCGUUGAUCUUGGGAAUCAGUUUUCUGCCCCACUGGUGAAAGAGGAAUGGGCCAAUGAUACUGGAGUUGAGGAAGAACUACUCGCUGACGAUGAUGGCCUGGAUCUGGACCUCGGCGCCGAAGAAGAACUCGAGCCCGUAGAAUGCGAGGAAGAGGAAGCCGAAGAGGAACAAGAAGAAGGAGAAGAGGACCUCGAGCCCGAAGACGCAGUGGAACAGCUAUUGCAACGGUGGACGGGCUUGGUGGGCGUGUGAAGGACGCCGCCCUUUCAGCAACGACGAUAGGCAUAACGAAGGAGGAGACUCUGUUGAUACUAUGAGCGUCUACUUCAGAACGCCACAGGCAGACAUAGCCCCACAGCUUCGUUCCGGCCGAUUCGUGUAAUUGGAAGCGAGAAAAAGGUGGAAGCGAAUCCAGUGUUGGGCAAGAGUGCGGGAGAGGAGAUUUACUCGACGGGCGAGCAGACGGCCGGCUACAUCAAUCAUCAUACCGCAGGAGUCAGGCAACGAAACCCAGAUGACGAAACAUCAGCUGGAACUACGAGAGGACAUGAUAAAGAUAUCUCAUUCAUUCAUGCUACAGUCGAACCUAGAGGCAAUGCAUGCACCAAA